AUGUCUUUAUCAGGCGUCAGCCUGCUUGCCAUUAUAAUCGCCAUUUUAUUUUAUAUGAGCAGAAAAAUUUUCCAUGAGCAGCAACGUGCAAACCCAACCGGAAACGAGGACGUUUCGGACUUCAAGGAGGGGCCAGUUACGGACAACAUAACGCGGUUUUUACCAUUCCACGAUAUCAAAACGGAAUUACAGCACAAUAAAUUGCUCGGCACUAUCAUAUCCUCAAAACGGGACCCACCCAUUGCGGACAGCACAGGCUUUCUCAAACCAAGGCGUGGCCAAUCGACGAUAGAAAGACCCCACGCGGGCAAUGCGGGCCUCGAAUACAUCGUCAAGCUCGGUUAUACAUUGGUAAUCGUGACGGUUGGGCUAAUGAUCUGGGCAUCUCUGGCGAAAGCCCGUGAAGUCGAUAAUACCUCCGCCUAUUCACCAUGCAAUUUCAACGUACUCUGCCGCUGCUCCAAGCCGGGACCCGAUCUAGGAAUAGUGGACUGCCGUAACGUGCACUUUCCAGCCAUACCGAAAAUCAUCAACAGCUCCAAACUGUUCAAACUCUACAUGGACGAUACGGGACUACAAGAUUUGGAACCGUACUUUUUCCAGGCCACUGGACUCUACAAACUAGACGUUUCCAAUAACCCUAUUACGGAGAUCCCCGACGAAGCGUUCUUCGGCUUGGAGCGAUCGCUGUGGGAGUUGGUGCUGGAAAAUAACGAACUCAUCGAAGUUCCCUCAAGAGCAAUCCGAGAGUUGAAGAAAUUGCGUUUGCUAAACUUGAGAGGAAACGACAUUUCCAGCAUCGAUGCCGGUGCUUUCCGGGGACUGGAGAAGUCUUUGCAAACAUUAAUACUAUCUGACAACUCUAUUUCACAGCUUAGUGGCGGAGAUGUCACCGGCCUGCCCAACCUAGACAGCAUUGAUCUCAGUGGGAACAAUUUGGCCGAAAUUGACCCAGCCGCGUUCAAGGAUGGUCUUGAUAAACUAUCCAAGGUCUAUUUGGGCAACAAUCUACUGACACACAUCCCGUACGAAGCGCUCCAACCAUUACGACUGUUACGGGUCCUCGAUCUAUCGUACAAUCUUAUCCGAACGCUCGGCCCCGAUGACGAUGGACCGAAAGUUAAUUACAAGCUGACGCUGGACGUUCUGCAACUGCAGUACAACUCGCUCAAAGAAAUACCGUCGGAAUCCUUUGGCUUCUUCGAUACCAUCAACUCCACAUACCUGGAUGGGAACCCUAUCAACAACAUCGAAGACAAUGCAUUCCGGCAGGCGAAGAUUCGGGAUUUGUACAUUCGUCACUGUGGGUUGGAUUUCAUCUCAACGGGUGCUUUCGCCGGUUUGGAAAGUUCGUUGCAACUAUUGGAUCUGUCUGGGAAUAAUUUGACCCAGCUGGCGGACGAUUUGUUCAAAGGAUUCAAUUAUUUGAG
Armigeres subalbatus is the source of this 1430-nucleotide messenger RNA. Its product is annotated as chaoptin-like. The transcript is spliced from 3 exons. Gene Ontology annotation, molecular function: protein binding. The record is from RefSeq and is a predicted model, not a curated record. NCBI's taxonomy places the organism in Eukaryota, Metazoa, Arthropoda, Insecta, Diptera, Culicidae. The annotation marks the transcript as partial. Gene Ontology annotation, cellular component: extracellular matrix.